AUGACCGACCUGGAGUUCUCAAAUGUUUUUCUCGAAAACAUGGGAGUUCUUAUCCCGGGAACCCUGAAAUUCGACGGUACUUCUGCAGUCUUCAAAAGCGACAAAAAGGUAGUGAAGGUGCAAGUGAGCGAUAUUAAGGGAAUUCGGUGGCAAAAGUUGGGAAACAAACCAGGAAUUCGGUUUGCUCUGCAAGAUGGUUCUUCUCAACGUAUGGGCGGAUUCAAGGAUUCAGAUUUCGAAAAAGUUAACUCAUUCACCGAUUCUAACUGGAAUGUUCGAAUCGUACAAUCUGAUCUGUUCAUCAAAGGAUGGAACUACGGACAUGCUGAAGUGAAAGGAAAGAAUAUAUUAUUUUCAUCGGAAAAACAGCCGCUUUUCGAAAUUCCAUGUACUAACGUCUCACAGUGUGUAGCUAAUAAGAACGAGGCGAUUCUGGAAUUUCAUCAGAAUGAGAAUAUUCCAGUCUCGCUGAUGGAAAUGAGACUUUAUAUGCCAGUUGACCCAGAAAUGGAAGACGAGACUGAUAAAGUGGAGGAGUUCAAAAAAGCCGUAUUGGCGUACGCUGGUCUCGAAGCUGAAACUGAACAGCCAAUCACUCUUCUCACUGAUAUUCUGUGCACAACGCCACGUGGCAGAUAUGACAUCAAAGUGUACCCAACAAGCAUCGCUCUUCACGGAAAAACGUACGACUACAAAAUUCCAGUCAAAUCGAUCAACCGUUUGUUCUUGGUUCCACACAAAGAUGGACGUCAUGUAUAUUUCGUGCUCUCUCUGAAUCCACCAAUUCGUCAAGGACAAACUCGUUACAGUUAUCUGGUGUUCGAAUUCGUUAAGGAGGAUGAUCAGGAGAUGGAGAUCACGUUGACUGAUGAGCUCGAAGAGAAAUACGGUAACAAUUUGAAGCGCGAUUUGGACGGACCGUUGUACGAGAACGUCUCAAUUCUGUUCAAAGUUGUUUGCAAUCUCAAAGUUACGGUACCCGGAAGAUUCAUUGGAAAUAGUGGAACACCUGCCAUUCAAUGCAAUCACAAACAGAAUCCAGGACUUCUGUAUCCAAUGGAGAAGGGUUUCUUGUUCAUUCAUAAACCAGUGAUGUAUAUCCGAUUCGAAGAGAUCAGCUCUUGUCAUUUCGCUCGUUCUGAUGCUGGCACAGUCACCCGUACUUUUGAUUUCGAAGUCGAUCUGAAAAAUGGAUCAUCGUUGAUGUUCAAUACGAUGGAAAAGGAAGAGAAUGCGAAAUUGUUCGAUUAUUUGAACAAGAAGGACAUCAAAAUUCGCAAUUCUACACGCAUUGACAACAAAAAGAAUGACGUGGAUAGCAGUGAUGAGGAGCAUGAUCCGUAUAAGGCGACAGUUACAGCAGAGGGAAGAGGAAAGGAUAAUAGUGAUGAUGAUGUGAGUACUGAUGAGGAUUAUGAUUUGGAUAAAGACUUGAAGAAGCAAAAGGUUGAUCGUGACUCAUCUGAAGGUUCUGGAAGUGAACCAGACGAUGAAUAUGAUUCUGGGUCUGAAGAAGAUGCGAGUGGAACAGGAGAAUCGGAGCCAGAUGAGGAGAAUUCUGGCAACAAGAAGAAGAAAUCGGAGAAGACCAAAAAGUCGAGAGAACCGAUGAAGCCAAAACUCGGAAAGAACGGAAAAGAGAAAAAAGAGAAGAAAGUGAAGGAUCCACUGGAACCGAAACGCGCGACGACUGCAUACUUUUUGUGGUUCCAAGCCAAUCGGUUGUCGUUCAAAGAGGACGGAGAUACUGUCGCUGAUGUGGCGAAGAAAGGAGGAGCCAAGUGGAAAGAGAUGGGAUCCGAUGACAAGAAGGAGUGGGAAGAGAAAGCUGCCAAGGACAAGGCCCGUUACGAGGCGGAGAUGAAGGAGUACAAGAAGAACGGCGGCGGAUCUUCCUCUGCGUCCACUUCUGCCAAACCAGCAAAGAAGGCACCCACUUCGUCCCCAACCAAAUACAAAUCCAAGGAACAUAUCAGUGACUCUGACGAUUCUGAUUCUGACGAAGAGCCGAAGAAGGCAAAAAAGAAGCCGUCGAGAGAAGCGACACCUUCAGAUGAUUCUGAUGAGAAUGAUAUUGCUCCCGCCAACUCUGAUGACGAUUCUGAUUAA
Molecule: messenger RNA, 2109 nt
Organism: Caenorhabditis remanei
Lineage: Eukaryota; Metazoa; Nematoda; Chromadorea; Rhabditida; Rhabditidae
Exons: 6
Coding region: 1-2109 (702 amino acids)
Cellular component (GO): FACT complex; nucleus
Molecular function (GO): histone binding; DNA binding; nucleosome binding
Source: RefSeq, a predicted model, not a curated record